Bombyx mandarina (wild silkworm) is the source of this 1245-nucleotide messenger RNA. RefSeq lists its product as uncharacterized. Gene Ontology annotation, biological process: sensory perception of taste; male courtship behavior; chemosensory behavior. The record is from RefSeq and is a predicted model, not a curated record. Gene Ontology annotation, cellular component: neuronal cell body; dendrite; membrane. NCBI's taxonomy places the organism in Eukaryota, Metazoa, Arthropoda, Insecta, Lepidoptera, Bombycidae.
AUGGCUCAAAUAAAAGAUGAAAAUCAAUCGAAACAACAACAAAAAGAAAAUGAAACUCUGAACAAAAACAAGCUGAAGAAAGUCGUGUAUACAUUGAAACCAGCUUUGAUGCUGGAGAACUGGUUCGGAUUGUUCAGAUUUUCUAUAGUUAACGAAGAAGAACUAGUACCUCCUAAUGCAAAACUGAAAAUAUUCGGAGUGAUUCUUUCGAUAUUCUUUAUUGUAAUGUUUGCGGUUUUUGUUGACUUUCCCGAUACGGAAACAGAAAGCAUAAUGGAGUUAAUGGACGAGGUACCAUCUAUGGUGGUUCUGUCCCAGUAUUUUAUUGCCUCGAUCACCACGUCAUCUUGCCUUAGCGCGAUAGCUAUUCGCAUUUUUGAAACUUUCGCCGAACUCGAUUCCAUGCUCCUCAUUACAACCACCCAAGACUUUUACAAUAAGUCCCGGUAUCAAACGAAUAAAUAUUUAAUAAUUUUGGGUGUGUCUCACAUAAUCAGCAGUACACUGGAUCUAUUGACAGAUGACGAGAUAGUGUGGUGCAAAUUGUUCGUCCUACCUAUUUAUUUCUUACAGAAACUGGAAGUUCUGACUUUCUGUAAACUAAUAGUCAUGAUUCAAUGUAGACUUCAAAUAAUCAAUAAAUACCUAACAAAUUUCAUUGAAGAACAAGAGAAAAACAAAGCCUUAGUAUUUACUUUAGCAGAAUCGAAUCCAAAGAAAACUGACAAAUUCAACUGGAUCGGGUGUCCUUCCCCGAACAACAUGAAAAUACGUGAUCUGGCCACUAUGUACGAUGUUAUUGGAACUAUAUGCUCAUUAAUCAAUGAUUUAUUUAACAUACAAAUCUUCAUGACUCUAGUUUCUACUUUCACGUAUAUCGUGAUAGCGAUUUGGAGCACUUUAUAUUUUUACAGAGCUCCUAACUUCACCUUUGGAACAUUGACGACGAUUAUAAUUUGGUGUAUUACAAUAAUACUCAGUGUUGUAGUUAUGUCAUUUGUUUGUGAAAGACUUGUGUCUGUCCGUAACAACACUAAAAUUCUUGUGAACAAAGUGAUUAUGAAUUACGACCUACCCAAAACUAUGAGGGUUCAAGCCAAAGCAUUCAUGGAAUUGAUUGAGGCUUGGCCUCUUAAAAUUAUGGUUUAUGACAUGUUCUCGGUCGAUAUAAGCUUGAUGCUCAAGUUUAUCAGUGUCGCUACAACAUAUCUAAUAGUGAUUAUUCAACUCUCUCAUUUUGUCUAA